This is a messenger RNA of Blumeria graminis f. sp. triticale, 591 nucleotides long. The record is from the annotation of a GenBank genome assembly. NCBI's taxonomy places the organism in Eukaryota, Fungi, Ascomycota, Leotiomycetes, Helotiales, Erysiphaceae.
AUGUUCCGAGAGGACUUUGCCAAAUGGGCUCCUGACACAUUUGCCAUGGUCUAUCAACCCAUCCUCAGAAGGCUUAAGAUAUUCCCUAUGUUCAGAGGCAUAUACGUAGGAUGUGAGAACGACAAACGGGCAACCAUCGCGCAGCAGCUGGCAGCAUUGCUCGAUGAUGAUGUCGACGACUUGCCUAAGUGGUCAAAGCGCGAACUCGACCAGAUAAUUGGAUACAGCGUGGAAUUCCAGUCACUCGUCUUCAACAGAGGCAUACAGAGUGUAGCUAGUGAGACAGACAAUGGCGACCACGAUAAGAGUGGAUUUACGAACCUGAAAUGCAAUAAGGCUGACAAGGGCAAAAAUAUCCUGCUCAAAGGUGAAAGAGAUAAAAAUAUCAAUUAUAUCGCGGAUCAAGGCUAUAGCAGCGACGAUUCUGAUAACGAGAGCGACAGCAUCAGGAAGAAGGAACCUAAGGGAAAGAAAAAGAAAAGAAAAGAGGCUGCAAGGGGGCCGAUUCGGACAAUGACUCUGGGAAGACAUACAUCCCGGAUUGGGCAAAAGGAACAAUUACUGAAGGUACCAGUAUUUCGAGAGCGCUGA